Molecule: messenger RNA, 3744 nt
Organism: Chlamydomonas reinhardtii
Lineage: Eukaryota; Viridiplantae; Chlorophyta; Chlorophyceae; Chlamydomonadales; Chlamydomonadaceae
Exons: 8
Coding region: 235-3006 (923 amino acids)
Molecular function (GO): zinc ion binding
Source: RefSeq, a predicted model, not a curated record
CUCAGUGUACAUGCUUUGAAGUAAUGGCAUUGUAGCCAAGAGGCUAUCUCCUCGCUGACGCUGCAUUCAAUCCAACUCUUCAGCGCCCACGGCUAUUGCUUCAGACGGGCCUUGCUUUCCAUGGCAUAAGCUACGAACUUAGUAAAAUUAUGAACUGCAGCAGCAAGCUUGCUGGAGUAUAACACGGGGGACGAUCGCGUGCACCCUUCUCCGGCCUAAGCCCCGUGUUGAAGGAUGGGGCGAGGACGCAAGAAGAAGGAGGAGGAGCCGGUCGUGCCCGUAAUCCUGCAAGAGGACGUUUGGGCUCAAUGCGAUGGCUGCCAGAAGUGGCGCAGGUUGCCUCCUGGCACUGUCCUUGACGAGAGCCAGCCAUGGUACUGUAAGCAAAACGCGGACCCGCGGUAUAACAGUUGUGAGGCGCCGGAGGAGGACUGGCAAAACUCGGGUGACAAGGAGUUGGAUCCGACGCUGGUCGCGGAGCUCAAGGCGCACCAGGCCGCCGAGGCGGCAAAGAAUGUGUUAAAGAAGUUGGCGGGGCACGACCAGCCUGGCCGCGGCCGCAAGCGCGCUAUCGACACCAGCCCUAGCUAUGUGCUACCGACGAAGGUGUUCAAGACAGAGCCGAUUGUGGUUGCAGCGGCAGCUGCGCCUGCGGUGACUGCGCAGGUGCACGCGGCGCCGGCGGUGACGUCUGUCACGCCGCUGGCCCCGGCUGCACAGAUGAGCUUCCCCUCAACGUCGGAAGAGCUCAAGGCGUUGUCCAAUGGCUGCUCGCGCAUCUUGAACAACGGCGGCACGUGGGAGCCUGUGCGGGCUGGUGGGCACAUGUCUCAAGAGCACGUCAACGUGCCGCAGUGGUUCUGGCUGGGCAUGCACCACUUGGUGCCGCAGGCUGCGGCAUUGGCGGCGUCCGCGGUGGACGUCCUGACGGCGCUGCAAUACUCGGCGGGCGCCGGCGGCGGUGCAGGGGCCGGCGGGCAGCACGCCGCUGGUGCUGGCGGCUCCCUCACAAACAUGCUGCCUAAGCCGCCGGGCGCCGCCGCCGCCGCGGCGGCGGCGGGCGCCGCUAGCGCAGCCGCUGCCGCGGUGGCGAGCACGCCAAGCUCCGCGGCGCAGGCGCAACAGCAGGCGGAGGUGCUGGUGCGGCUGGCGCUGGUGACGGCUGCCAGCACGCUGCAGCCGGUGGUCAAGCUGGCGAUGCAGGGCGGCGACCUGUCCUCGGCGGUGGCCGCCGCCACCAAGCCCGCAUUCGCGGCGGCGCCGUUGCAGCAGCAUCAGCAGCCAGCGGCGGAGGUAAUGCCGCCGGAGCUGUUGCCUCCGCCGGCGGCGGCCGUGGCGGCGCCGGUGCCUGCGGCUUCGCCGCCGGCACAACAGCAGCUCUACCAGCAGCAGGUCCAGCCGCAGCAACAGCCCUCGGACUCCGCCUCGCCGGGUAUGACGCCCACGCCUCCUCUGCCUCAGCAGGAGCAGCAACAGCAGCCGGCAGCGGGUGCUGCUGGCGCGGGCGGUGCUGGCGGUUACGGGCAUCCGCAUAGCCACCAGCCGCAACAGCAACAGCCGCAACCACAGAACCAGCAGCACCAACAAUACCCGCAGCAGCAACAGCAGCAGCCGCAACAGCAGUCGUCGGGGCAACCGGACAGUCGUGGCACGACGCCGGGCGCUGAGGAUCCGGCCAGUAGCAGUGGCGGCCGCCGGGAGCGUGACGCGUCGGCGCCACGGCUCCGUGACCCGGAGCGGCAGCGUGACCCGGCCUUUGAACGAAACGCGUUGGGGGGAGGCGGAGGCGUAGCUCAACCCCAGCAAUCAUCCUAUCCGCAGCAGCAGCAAGGGCAGCAACAGGGGCAGCAAUACACGCACUCGUCGCGUGCGCCCGGCGGUGAGCGGGGUGGGUCUCGGGAGCGGGACCGGGACCCGCAUGUCUCCUCGCACCACCAGCAUCAGCACCGGGCGCCGCACCCUCACCCGCACCAUAGCGGCCACCACUCGCACUCGCGGGAGAGGGACGCCUACCCGCCGCCGCCGUCACACCACCAACACGGCCAGGCGCCAGGGCCGCCUGGGCAGCAGCAGCAGAGCCCACACCAGCAGCACCCUCAGUUCCGGUCGGAUCCGCGGGAGCGCGAGCGGCACAGCUCGGAGCCGUCCCCACGCCGUCCGCAGUACGGCGGUGCCGGGGGCAGCGGUCACGAGUACUACGGCGGUGAUGGGCGUGAUAGGCACGGCAGCAGAGAGCGCUCAUAUGAGGGGCGGGGGCCGCCGCCUCCACUGCAGCCGCCUGCGGCGGCGCCCGGCGGGCGAGACCCAUACCGUGACCCCUCGUACGGCGGUAGGGACCGCGGUCCCAGCAGCAGCGAGUACGGAGGCGGCGGUGGCGGCGGUGGUGGUGGAUAUCGCGGCGGGGCUGGCUAUGGCGGACCGCCGCCGCCCCCGGGCGCGCCGCCGCACCACCACGGCCAGCACCCGCACCAUUCCACCUCCCCACCGCCGUCCCACGGCUCUCACUACCCGCCCCAGCAGCCGCACCAGCACCAUGGCCUCAGCCCGCCGCAGCGCGGCGGCGGAGGACGGCCGCCGCCGCCGUAUGGGGCGCCGCCGCCUCCCUACGGCGCGCCGGCGCCGGGAGGCCCCGCUCCGGGCGCGCGGGCUGUGCCGCUGCCGCCUGAGAUGUCCCGCAUGCCUCCGGAGGCGGUGGCGAAGAUGCUGGCCGAGCAGGGGCAUACCGUGCAGAGCGUGCAAGUUACGGGCUCGGGAGCGCCGCCACCGCCGCCUGCUGGUGGCGGCUACGGCGGGUACCCGCAGCAGCACGCGCCGCCGCCGCCGCCACAGCAGCAGCACUAUGGUGGCGGCGGCGGCGGCGGCGCAGGAGGCAGUACUCAAGGCUCGGCCACCGUGGCGCAACUGAGAGCGGCGGCGGCGGCGCAGUACCAGCAACAGCAGCAACAGCAGCAGCGGCCCCCGCCCCCGCCGCAGCACGCUGGCGGUUACCAGUAUGGGCCGCGAUAGGCAGGGCGGGCGCGAGUGGUUGCAAUUUCGUAGGGCCUUGGUUAGUUAGAGCGGCAUGGACCCUCCGGCAAGUUUUGUUGAAGUGUUGCUCUCACUUUCUACUCUUCAUGCUGGACAUUGCGGGUGAUGUAUUUAGGACAGAGCAGUGGUUGGUGGGUCCAUUGAUACCUAGCCCUGGGCCGCCCAGAUGGGCCGGAGAGGUGGGCGCAGAUCACUGCAAGUGGCUCGUACACUCGUCCAGGCAAGCUGCAACGGUGCAACACGCGCAGCAGGCGACGCCAGGGGGCGCGCCCAAGCGAGCCGGCACGGGUGCAUAGCAAUCGUAUGCCCAACUGGUGCAGAUUACAGGAGAUUGCGGAACAGGCUAGGCAGGAAGGACAGACGCUGGUGCGGGGCUGCGCGGGGUGGACAGGUCCAAGGGCAGUUAGGCCAGGCCGGGCGUGAGCUUGGAAGCGUGGGCUGGUGAAAUGGUCAGCAUACCUUGGGUGCUGGGCACCCUUGCUUGGGCGGACUGUCCCUUCUUAAUGUCGCAUUCGUACCUUGGGCAAGUGCUGGGGUCGAGGAGUCGCCCCGUCAGCCAGCUCCUGUCAGGCGAUGAAUAAAUGAAUAAUAUGCUGGUCCUGCCCCUAUGGUUUGAUAAGAGCGAAGUCCUGGGAAAUGACGAGUCAGAGUUCCACUUCAGCUGCGGUAAGACGAAGAGCAGGCGCUGAUACGGUACAGCCGUAUGCUCCAACCGUC